CGCGCUGUUCCCGUGGUAGGGUAGGAUGGUUGCGUUAAGAUUUUGAACGGCAGUUCACAUCGGGUUUUAAAAAUAAUCCCUAAAAUUAACGAGUUGGAUUCUUGUAAAAAGUAAUUAUAACAUAGUGAUCAGUGAUCAGUUAAUAACUAUCGCGAAAAACUGGCAGAGAAGAAUUUCUAACUAAGUUCAAGAUAUUUUCAAAAUGCCUGUUGCAACUACAGAAGCUUCCGACAAAUCCAAAUCUGGAUAUCAAAAAAUAUGCCCAGAAGAACAGAAAGACACAAAGAAGUGCAAAUUUAACGGAGUUGAUAAAAAUGAAACUGUGAUAGAUGACAAUGAAAAAGAUCCCCUAAAUAAUGAAGUCUCUAGUCAGCCAGAUAUAGUCAUACCUCCGGAUGGCGGAUGGGGGUGGCUGGUAGUUUUAGGAUCGUUUAUGUGUAAUUUAAUAGUCGACGGGACCAUUUUCUCUUUUGGAACAUUCCUUAAAAUAAUUAGUAAAGAAUUCGAUGCUGAUCCUGCUGAUGUGACACUGGUUGGAUCAUUGAUGUCUGGAUUUUAUCUAAUAGCUGGACCGUUUGUAAGUGCAAUUGCAAAUAGAUAUGGAUUCCGAAUCGUAGUGAUAUUUGGCGGUCUUCUUAGUGCUGCAGCAUUUGCCCUCUGCUACUUUGCUACCAGUGUUACUUACCUUUGUGUGCUCUACGGUGUUAUAGGAGGUAUUGGUUUUGGUUUCAUCUAUGCUCCGUCUAUAAUAAUCCUGGGAUUCUAUUUCGAAAGAUGGAGAGGAUUAGCGACAGGAAUUGCUGUGUGUGGAUCUGGAAUAGGAACAUUUGUCUACGCUCCAAUGACAGACAUUGUGAUCACUAAGUUCGGUUGGAGAGGAGCAAUGUUGGUUCAUGCUGCUUUGAUUUUAAUAUGUGCCUUAUCUGGGAUUUUAUACAGGCCCCUGAAAGCUAUGAAGAUCGAUUCUGCCACUGAACCUCUUAACCAACCGGAACCAGAGUUCAAAGUACCCGUUGUAGCUCAGCAAAAGUUGGAACUAGCCAUGAGGAUGAUGAAACGAGGCUCAGACGCAGGAUCUGUAGUCGAUCAUCAAUCGUCAAUUCCAAGACUAUUAGGUGUAAACAACAACUCCGUCUAUCCAAGAGUGUCAGAUGUCUACCACACUAUCUGUGUUCCAAACGGUACCGUUACGUCCAAGCAAACACCCCAUUUGGCUUGGACCAGAGAGAGAAGUAAGACUGAAGGAAAACUGCAAGUAUCACAUCUCCACAAGUUGAAGCGAAUGAGAUCUGUAGACAAACCAUCCGAAGUUACUCGUCCUCUCUACAGAGAAGACAUUUUCUUUAAUCAAAGCCUAAAACAUCUACCUCAAUACACUUCGCAAACGUCCGUAGAAUACAAUUUAUCGGUUACUAGAGCACCCACUAAAAACGAUAUCGAAGAAGAAAAAACCCAUAAGUGUAUGCUUUGCCCAGAAGCUUUCCGAAGAGUCCUAGCUACGAUGUUAGAUCUGAGCCUGUUCCAGUCACCCACAUUUAUAGUUUUAGCCGUAGGAGGUUUCUUUACAAUGAUGGGAUUCUUCGUGCCUUAUAUGUUCUUGGUCGACAGAGCCAAAAAUGCCGGUAUCGAAAACGCAGUAUGGCUAGUUUCUUCCAUCGGUAUAGCCAAUACUGUCGGUAGAAUGUUUUAUGGACUGCUAACCUCACUCCCUAAGGCAAACGCUCUGGUAAUUACAAAUAUUGCGUUAACAGUAGGCGGACUGGCUACAAUAUUCAGUGGAUUAUCUUUGACCAGAGAAUACCAAUUCACUUAUUGCGUCGUAUUUGGACUUGCGAUAUCAAGUUUCGCAGCUAUUCGAUCGGUAGUAGUAGUGGACCUUCUUGGUCUCGAAAAACUCACCAACGCCUUUGGACUUCUGCUGAUGUUCCAAGGAAUUGCAGCAAUUAUGGGUGCUCCUUUAGCGGGUACCUUCAUGAAAGCCACUGGAAGCAUUGACGCUUGUUUCUAUUUCUCAGGAGGACUCAUUUUGUUCUCCGCUAUUUUGUGUUAUCCUCUUAAUUGGAUUAAUACAUGGGAAAAACGACGACAUCUAGAAACUAAGUCUUCGCUAGUUUGAUAUUUAUUUUUAUAGUAGUUUUAGGAUAUUGAGAACUUUCUGUUAGAGAAAGAUGAAUGAUUAAAUUAUUGUCGUAUGCAUAGAGUAUCUUUCGAGGUAGAAAAACUCGCAUGCAAUCUAGUACUGGGUUUGAAUGAUACUACUCGUUUUUGCCUCCAAAUAAAUUGGUACUAAUAAGGAAAUAUUGAAUAGUACUGAGAAUGCAUCACCAGUGAGAUUACAAUAGUGCAGAUAAAAAAGUAUUAAUUCUAUAAAUAUUUGGAUUUUAUGGAAAAAAGUAGAAAGUUAAUGAAUGGAAUAUAGUAGCAGCUGGCCAAGGUAGUAAAGGAAUAAAAUACUGAUUGUGAACAGAAAUAAACCAUGCAAAGAUUAUCAUUGAUUAGGAGAAUAACAUAAUACAACGUUCAAUUAAAAUUUUUGUACUUAACUACUAAAGAGAAAAAUUUAUAAGAUUCUAUGCGAAUUUUUCGCUUCUCGGUGAGCAGUAUGAGACGUAUAAUGUACAUAUAGAUUAUAUAGGCUAAAUUUAAGUAGGACAAUCGUUGUCUUUGUUUAUAUAAAUUGUACAUAUUAAUGAUAAGACUUUUAAAAUCGCCGUUUGUACAAAUAUUAACAGAUUUGGAAAUUUUCCUCUGUUGGAUAAAUGGUAUUUUAUUAAACCCCACAAUGUAGUUCGUAAAUAUUUAAAUAUUUAUUACUUAGAUACUUAUAUUCCUAAUUUUUGUUAUCAAUUUUUAUUUGUUUAUUGACUAUUUUGCUCGAAAUUAUAUAGAAAGAUGGUUAUUAAUGAAAAAGUAUAUUUUCUAAGAAAUGGACUGAUUGUUUGAAAUAGACUGAUUUUUCAUAUUUAUCGAGUUCUGUGCAACUUUUUCUAAAUCAGGCGUCUUUCAGUAUACAGAAUUGGUAUACUUUGAAAAUUUUGGAUUUCGCACCAGUUUCUUUAACAUGUAGUUUCUUCGUAAUAAGACAUCAGUUGCGUCAAAUUUUAUGUGAUAGGUAUAUUAUUUUACUAUUCCUAAAUAUUGAUCAACAAUAUAAGUACAAAAUAGUUUAACAUGUGUUGAAUACAACAGGCCCAGAUUUAAAGAUAACAAGAGUUGUGAGUUCUUCGGUAAUAAUCGGAAGAUGUAGUAGGUGAUGCAGAUGGAGGUGUAUGACAUGAAACUGUGUUUUACCAACUUUCUUUAAUUACGCGUAGUGAUAUCAUAUUAUAUUAAGAAAUACUGGAUAAACCUGAACUAGCAUCCGACUAGCUCAAUUAGUUCUGGCAUAGACAAACUAUUUGUAUUUUUAUUAUACCUAUUCUUUACUUUUUUGCUUUUCUGAAUACUUCAUGACUUGUGACCGCCAACCCUUAGUCCAUUAUACCCUUAUACCACUGUUAUCAAUACAAUGUUUUUAUCUCAUCUAGACACUCUAGACUCUAGAAGCUCAUUAUAAUUCUUUAUAUUCACUUCUUUUCAAUACAAUCAUCUUGGUUUGAUGAAUAUUAAAUAUUCACAUAUUCUUACGAUACCUGGUACCUACAGGUUCACAAAAAUAUUGAGAAGCUAAAUGGAAGAGUUUGAAAUAUACACUUCUGAAAGAAUUUGAAAUUCGCAUUCUGUUCGAUCAACUGGAAUAUACUUUUUGGCUAAUAACUCUUAUUUAUAUGUUAAUAUUUGUUUAAAUAUUAUAUAUUUAUGUAAACUAUCUUGUACCUCGCAAAUCUGUGACCUUUAUGAGUAACGGUAGAAGUUUAUGAAAUAUGAAGUCUCUGAAUCAUCUGAACAUUGUGGGACUUAAUAGCAGUAGCUAUAGCAAUAGCAUUGGUAGUUCAGGGUAGAUUCUAUUAUUAUUAAAACUAUUACACCAUUAAAAAAUCAAUUAAGCUUAGACAAGUCAAUACAAAACAUAAACACACCUAAUCUGUAUUUUGCAUUGUUGUCAAAAACGCAUAUUACUUUUUUUUUAUUAUUUAUUUAAAUUUAUUUUGCAAUCUGUUGAGUGUCAACAAUAAACAAAAGUAAUUACAUUGACUAGGGACAAGAAAGAUUUUACCCACUGGCAAAAUCAAAGUACAAUUUUUAUAAAGUUCUGUACAAAAUAAUUACAUUUCAUAACUACUAACUCAUUAGUUUAAAAGUUUACUCUAAAUGGUAAGUCCAAUGGUUUGAACCUCUUUAACCUACGCUGUUCUUGGGAAUUGUCUAGGAGGUUAAGUGCAAACUGGUUUUCAUGAUCCUCCAACUUGGCAAUGUAAGCAGCGCUACGUUUUGUGAUGACUUCUUGUACCGUAUCAGUUUUAAGGUCUCGAUGAAUAAUUCUGUUGUUGAUGUACCAAGGUGCAUUAGUGAUGGUUCUGAGGGUUUUUGAUUGGAAGCGUUGGAUGAUUUCGAUGUUGGAGUGACUGGCUGUUCCCCAUAGUUCCAACCCAUAUGUCCAGAUUGGCAUAAGUAUUGCCUUAUAGAGCAGCAAUUUAUUAUCCAGAGAUAGUCUUGAUGAACGGCCCAUUAACCAAUACACAUUUCUGAAUUGGAGACCUAGUUGCUUUCUCUUGGUCCAGAUAUGUUUCCUCCAUGUGAGACUUCUGUCCAAAUGAAUACCAAGAUAUUUUACCUCAAUUACCGCAUAUUACUCGAACGCAAACUUUCCCAAUUACUUAUUAGCUCAAAAAAAUUCAAUUUUUUAUUAUAUGUAAAAACCAAAAGUGUUUAUAUUCAGUCGCAAUGAAUUACAAUAAUGUUAAGUUUGUGUUGAAAUAAAAUAAACGUAACAUUUAAUAACUUUUUAUAAUGUUUUUUUUUAACAUUGACAAGACUAUAAUAGCAUUUAUUUGUACCGAUAGGGCAACAGAAGAAAAUUUUGUAAAACGAGCUUUUAAGGCAAAAUUGUAAGCUUCUACUUUACUCUCAUUAAACUCAUUAUAUCGUAUCGAAAAAUCCCCAUGAGAAUGAAAUGGGUACUUUUUUAUAAAACGAUUUUUUAGUAUAAUUUCCAUAUGUUCUGGAAUUGGCUGAACAUAUUGUGAUAAAUCGAAUAUCGGUAAUAUUGUAAAAAAUUAAAAACAUUGAGGAAUAUAUUUUUGUAGAUGUUUACCUCUUAAUUCAAAAACAAAAAUGAAAGUUUUUGCAAGUAUUAUAUAACGUUUUUAUAUAUUUUGUUUUUUAUUUAUGUAAAAAAUAUAAAACAUGUGGAAAUCAA
Molecule: messenger RNA, 5299 nt
Organism: Diabrotica virgifera virgifera (western corn rootworm)
Lineage: Eukaryota; Metazoa; Arthropoda; Insecta; Coleoptera; Chrysomelidae
Product: monocarboxylate transporter 3
Exons: 6
Coding region: 203-2116 (637 amino acids)
Biological process (GO): monocarboxylic acid transport; transmembrane transport
Molecular function (GO): monocarboxylic acid transmembrane transporter activity
Source: RefSeq, a predicted model, not a curated record